Messenger RNA from Cylicocyclus nassatus, 1160 nucleotides. The record is from the annotation of a GenBank genome assembly. NCBI's taxonomy places the organism in Eukaryota, Metazoa, Nematoda, Chromadorea, Rhabditida, Strongylidae.
AAAUUCUAGGUUCAUGGCUGACGGUGAAGAGUUUUCUACAUCUGCUCUUUAUCGAGACAAUCCGGAAUGGGCAGACGUGCAGCCGAUUUAUCCUACGAAGGAGGAGGAAGGUGCAGUUCGUAUCGCUGUCAGUGAGCAAUUCAGAGAUGCGUUUGCUUAUUUUCGUGCCGUUCUUGCUUCGGGAGAAAUGUCUUCUCGCGUUUUUCUGCUCACUGAGGAUUGCAUCCAGUUGAACCCUGCAAAUUACACUCUAUGGCAAUUUCGUCGCGAACUGCUCAAAAAGCUUGAUGUUGAUCUUUCGAAAGAGCUCAAAUAUCUGGACGACAUCAUCAUGCAAACCCCUAAAAAUUACCAGGUUUGGCAUCAUCGCAGAUGUGUUGUUGAAUGGAUUGGUGCAUCUGUUGCUGAGAAUGAACUCACAUUCACUGCUCAAGUAAUAGAAGACGAAUCUAAGAACUACCAUGCAUGGCAGUACAGGCAGUGGAUCUUAAGACACUUUGUUUUCACUGGCGAGAAUGCGGAGAAGGGAGUUGAAAAAGAGUUGGCGUUUACUUCAAAACUCCUCUUUGAGGAUCCUCGCAAUAAUUCUGCUUGGAAUAAUCGCUAUUUCGUCCUGCAAACGAACAACAAGUUAGGCGACCCAAAGACUUUGGAGAAUGAAAUUACGUUGGUGAAGCGCUUCAUCGAAAAAAUGCCUCAUAAUGAAAGUGUUUGGAAUUAUUUAGCAGGAUUACUCCUUCACAAUGGCUUAUCAUCACGUGUGGAUGUCGUAGAUUUUGUUGAAGAUCUCUAUGAACGGACCGAAGCUCCUAAAAGAGCCCCAUACAUGAUUUCUUUUCUCUGUGAUAUCUUGCUUGAGAAUAUCGAGAAUGAUAUCAAUGCAGCAGAGAAUUGCAAAAGAGCCAAAGAGCUGUACAAUGAACUCGUUUUGCUGGAUCCCGUUCGCUCAAACUAUUGGAAGUACCAAAUGCGGGUUGCUGACAACCUGCUGGAGAGGAGAGGUUUCAAAACUGUCGCGAAGUGAUCUACACGAGACUGCAGUGAUUGAGCGGUGCAGCACGUUGUUAUGAUCUUUAUAAUUUCUUUGCAUGUUUAAUUUACUUUCCGCCAUACCGGUACAUAUAAUCCGUAUUUUGUACGUUCAAUAAAAAUGUUCCAAU